Colletotrichum paranaense is the source of this 390-nucleotide messenger RNA. RefSeq lists its product as uncharacterized. Lineage: Eukaryota; Fungi; Ascomycota; Sordariomycetes; Glomerellales; Glomerellaceae. The transcript is spliced from 2 exons. The record is from RefSeq and is a predicted model, not a curated record. The coding region runs from base 1 to 390 and encodes 129 amino acids.
AUGGUUCAGGUCCAGCCUGUGCAGUUCACGGUUGUGGCCACCGCCGCCGGCUCGUCAUCGGUCACAACCAUCGUGGACGGCCAGCACUUGUUUGCCCGCGGCUGGUGCAUGCGACCGAGCACAUGCGCUCUGUCUCUCGAGGCCGGCGACUCACCGGUGGCCCCCACAGUCGGUCAAGUUCGUCGUAGGGAUUCGAAUUUCUCUAGAAUCGAGGUCGAGGUCGAGGCCGAAGUUGCACGACGGACGUCGCCCGACAUCUUCCGCCUUUGCUCUUGCGGCGCUGCACAAUUCCCGUACGGAUAUGCGUGUGUAUGGGAUAUUCUCCGGCUCCCGCGCGGCAUCCCAGGGUGCUGCGUGGCAGGGUUGGGAAUCUGGGGCGAGGCAAAUUGA